CCACCUUCGAGGGCGGGUUCCAGCCCUUGGGCUCGGCCCACGCCAGAGGCGGGGUUAAGUGAACUCCGGAAAGGUGGUGAUCCUGGCGCCUCUAGCUACGAAGUCCGGAUUGUGGGGAGCCAGGGGAGAAAGGAGAACAACGCCGGCGGCUUUGUGAGUCCCCACUGAAGGCACUCCCCCUUUAAGGAUAAAGAUAAGAAGAAAAAUGCCUUCCUUGAAAGACAAAGUUCAGACGGUGUUGGGCCUCAUAGAACCUAGUCAGCUUGGUUGCACCAUGACUCAUGAACACUUGACGAUGAACUUCAAUUGCUGUUAUUACCCACCUCCAUCAGGCCAAGAAGCACUGUCUAAUCAACCCAUUGAGAUGAAGAACUUGUUUUGGCUUAAGCAGAAUCCUUAUAGCAACAGAGAGAAUCUUCUCUUAUGUCAAGAGACAGAUGCGGUAAAGGAAGAGCUUUUGCACUAUAAGGCUGUAGGUGGUGGGACGAUAGUGGAAAACACAACCACAGGGAUCAAGCGAGACAUGAAGACCCUAAAGCAGCUCUCAAAAGAAACUGGAAUUCAUAUAAUUGCUGGAGCUGGUUUUUAUGUAGAUGCCACUCAUUCUGCUGAGACACGAGCAUUGUCAGUGGAACAGCUGGCAGAGGUUAUUAUUAAUGAAGUUACCAAUGGAGCAGAUGGAACCAACAUCAAGUGUGGCGUAAUAGGAGAAAUUGGAUGCUCUUGGCCUCUGACAGAGAGCGAAAACAAAGUACUUCAAGCCACUGCGCAUGCCCAGUCACAGCUUGGCUGUCCUGUUAUAAUCCAUCCUGGCAGGAAUAGUGAUUCUCCUUUUCAGAUCAUUCGGAUUAUGCAGGAAGCUGGGGCAGAUGUCUCCAAAACUGUCAUGUCUCACAUGGAUAGGACUAUAUUUGAUGAGAAGAAGCUGUUGGAGUUUGCAAAACUUGGAUGCUACUUAGAGUAUGACCUUUUUGGAACAGAAUUCCUUUUCUACCACAUGAGUCCAGAUAUUGAUAUGCCAAGUGACAAUGAGAGAAUUUUAAGAGUCCGGAUGUUGAUUGAUGAAGGCUAUGAAGAUAAAAUUGUUGUUGCUCAUGACAUACACACAAAGAAUAGACUGAAGAAAUAUGGAGGUCAUGGCUAUUCCCAUAUCCUUGAAAACAUAGUCCCCAAAAUGUUAGUUAGAGGCAUAUCACAAAAUAAAAUUGAUAAACUACUGGUAGAGAAUCCCAAAAGGUGGCUGACCUUUAAGUAAGAAAAAUUAAGUAUGCUACAUGUGAAGUGUCUGAGGUUACAUUUGCUACAGCAGGAAACAGUAAUUUGAAACACUAAUUCUUUAGAUAAACCCGUAAUAGCAAUCAGGUUCCCACAAAUUUAUAAGACUUCAUUUUACAGCGCAGCAGGCAUUCUUUCCAUAUAAUGUCAAGCGCAUUUCUUUGCAUUGCAAGCUUAGGAAUUGGUUUAACACAAGUUUUAACUGUAGAAAUUGUUGCUUGUCACAAGCCACAAUCGUUUGGAUCCCUCCUUCCAUGAUCAGUUGAGUUAAGCAUUUAUACCCAAAAGCUUUCCAAAUGGUGAUCUUAAAUAUGUAAAAUCAGUUAUAAAGAUGACAUGUGUCAAUUGCCCUAGUUUAGGAGUCUCACAGCCCAAUCUUAUGCAGGUGGAUUCAGAAGUCCCAUUAGCUUAAAGGUCUUACACCCAAGUAAAUAUAUAUAGUAUUGCAACUGUAAGUGGUAAUGCAUUUAUUGAUGUUAUUUAAAUGGGCUUUCUAAUUACUGAUAUUACUGCUAAUCAGCUACAUACUGUUAAAUUCUCAGAAUUUUUUUUAAUGUCACAUUUAAAUCUUUAAAAUAAAAGAUGACAAUUAAAGCAUAAGAAAACAAUCCUA
Heteronotia binoei (common prickly gecko) is the source of this 1888-nucleotide messenger RNA. It is a transcript of the gene PTER, whose product is annotated as phosphotriesterase related. Gene Ontology annotation, biological process: catabolic process. The record is from RefSeq and is a predicted model, not a curated record. NCBI's taxonomy places the organism in Eukaryota, Metazoa, Chordata, Lepidosauria, Squamata, Gekkonidae. Bases 206 to 1255 code for a protein of 349 amino acids. Gene Ontology annotation, molecular function: zinc ion binding. The transcript is spliced from 5 exons.